UUUCUUUCUUUCUAUUUAUAUUAUUAUAUUGGAAACUAGGAAACACUAAACAUACAUUUGAAGAAGAUCUUGCUUCCUUCACCUUGCCUUAUCUUCUUAAUUUUAUUCGUAUUUUCCAUUCAGAACCAAAACGUCACAAUCCGUUCAGGCAUUUCUCAGAUCAAAAAAAAAAAAAAUCUAACCUUUCUUUUUCAGUUUCUCGUUUAUUCUACUAUAUUUCAAUAAAAAUCUGAAAUUUUCCGUUCUUUAUCUCAAAACGAUUUUUUUAACAACCCAAGGUUUUUUCGUUGUUUAAAAAUCGUUUCUUUGAUAAACUACUGUUGUAUUUAGCGUUCAGAGGUGUUAAACCAAAAAAAACUUUAGGUGCGUUUGGUGACGGGGGUGGGGACAUUCUAUUCUGGGAUUGGAUAAGAGAUAAAAAUGGUAGGAGGAGGGAAUAGCAGGAGGGAUGAGUCUUUGGUGAUUAACAGCACGAAUGUUUUUGCGGCGCUUGGGAGUUUGAAAAAGAAGAAGAAGAAGGGAAGUGAAAAAGAACAUCAGGGUUCUUCUUCUAAGAGCAAAGGGAAGAAGGAAGGGGAGAAGGAAGCGGAGAAGAAAGAAGUGUUCUGGGCCCCAUCACCUCUCAAGGUGAAGUCUUGGGCUGACGUCGAUGAAGAAGAUGAUGAUGAUUAUUAUGCCACCAUGGCUCCCCCUGGCUCCGCUUGGGACACUCAUAAAGAACCAGAGCCUAUUUUGGAGGGAAGUGAAAGUGAGGAAGAAGGCCUUGAUGAAGUUGAUGAUGACGUUGAAGAAGAACAUGAAAAUGAAGCUGAGGCCCUAGUAGAAGUGCAGCCAGUUGUUAACAAGCCUCCCAAAGCCUCUAUGGUCACUAAAGAGACAGAAAGACAGCUUUCAAAGAAGGAACUGAAGAAGAAGGAGCUUGAGGAACUGGAUGCUGUUCUUGCUGAGUUAGGAUAUACCAAACAGGAGACAGGAAUUGCACAGAGAAAAAAUGCAGAGAGCAAUGGAGAAAUGGAAAAGAUAGAGAAUGCUCCUGCUGAAAGCAAAAGUGCUAAAAAGAAGAAAAAGAAGGAUAAAUCAUCAAAGGAGGUGAAAGAAUCAUCUCAGGCCCAGCCUAAAGGUAUUGAUGCUGGAAAUGAUGCCGAAGAAACUGGUGAAACUAAGAAGCCAGAAGAGACAUCUGCUGUUGAUGUGAAAGAGCGGCUGAAAAAAGUAGUUUCUAGAAAGAAGAAAAAAUCAAGUAAAGAGAUGGACGCUGCUGCACAAGGUGCUGCCAGUGAGGCUGCUGCAAGGAGUGCAAAGCUUACUGCUGCAAAGAAAAAGGAGAAGAAUCACUACAAUCAGCAGCCAGUGCGGUAAAGUGGCAAGGGUUGGACUUUUUCUUUUCAUUUUAACUUCUCACAUAUGAACAUGUAUUGCUUUCUUGUUCGAUUUGUUAAUGGGAAAUAAACAUCAGUAAAUUGUUUUUUGUGAAUGCGACUCUAACAGGGCACUUUUGUUCUCAGAGAAAAAAAUCAAUUUAUUUAGUCUUUGGCGUU
Molecule: messenger RNA, 1538 nt
Organism: Durio zibethinus
Lineage: Eukaryota; Viridiplantae; Streptophyta; Magnoliopsida; Malvales; Malvaceae
Source: RefSeq, a predicted model, not a curated record